Molecule: messenger RNA, 2037 nt
Organism: Volvox carteri f. nagariensis
Lineage: Eukaryota; Viridiplantae; Chlorophyta; Chlorophyceae; Chlamydomonadales; Volvocaceae
Exons: 1
Coding region: 1-2037 (678 amino acids)
Source: RefSeq, a predicted model, not a curated record
AUGCCAUGGAUUCUGCACGCACUAGCGGCAGCCAGCCAGGGCAUCGUGCGCCUAAAGCUGUAUGGCUACGGCUUAAGCGAGGAUGACAGCGGCACCGUGGCCGCCUCUUCCGCCGCCUUCGCCACCAGGGUACGGCGCCCUGAGCAUUGCCUGUCGCCGCCACCUCCUGCUACGGCGUCGGCGUUUGGGAUCCUAAAUGUCGACCAUUCUUCCCCUUGUCAGAAAGGUUCUGGAUUGUCCUUGCCGGGGACUAUGCCAACAGUGGCGGCGGCGCCGUCGCCGCCGCAGCGCUGCACGGCAGCGCGACGGCGUCAGGAGGCUCCGUCAGCCGCAGGGCCAUGUAAUGCACGGGGCGCGCCGCCGCUGCUCCGGCUCUUGGCACACCAACUGCAGGAGCUAAAGCUGCAGGACUGCAGUAUCCUCUCGGGGAACAGCCGCGGCGGUAGCACCGGUCCGGGUCCCUCUGGCCCCGGCAGCGGAUCAGGGUUAGUGCCUGCGACAGCCGUGCCGGGACGUGGCGACGGGGGCGGCAACGGUGGAUGUUGCACGAUCUGCGGUGGCGCGUAUGGCAUUCCGCCGGCAGCCAUGCCACUGUGCACUGCUCUGCGGAGCUGUACGGCGUUGCGGCACUUGGGGCUUCGCCACUCGGCCGCCGACGGUUGCCCCGUGCUACAGCUGCUGUUGCAACCCGGCGUCUGCUACUGCGGCGGCGGCAGUGGUCGAAUACUCCCCCGUUGGACCACCUCCCGCAUGUCCUCUUGCCUUCCAAGUGGCCCGACUGGAUCACGGGCCGUAGGAGAAGACUCAGGCCAGCGCAGCAGGAGUGGCUGCGGCGCUACUGCCCCCGCGCUCGAUAGAACGACGGCAACCACAGACCAGAGCCUCUCCGCGCCGCCGCCGCCGCCGCCGCCGGCCAUCCUGGGGACCCUGACGCAGCUCCUUUCACUCAAGGUUCAGACCCCGCUGCCCGCGCCUGGCGGCCUGGACGCCCUGGCGGCGGCGCUGCGACAGCUGAGGGGCCUUACGAGGCUGGAGCUGGGCGCGCGGACUGCCGUGCCAUCGGUGGCAUCGCUGUUGCUGCGUGCGCAGCCACUGCAAGCGACUGGCGCGUCUCUGUCUCCGCAGCAGCCGCUGCUGAGUAAUCUCCGUGAUCUAAGCCUCGUGAGCGCGCAGGUGACGUCAGCAGUGGAGCUGGCGGCGCUGGCGGAGCUCCGCGAGCUGACGAGGCUGUCGUUGGGUUCGCUCAGCGUGGCGGUCCCGACGAUAGCGGCUGCGGCGGCGGGGCCCUGCGAAGCCACCGGCUCAGGGUCAGGCGUGCAGGACUCCCCACGGUGCCGUACGUCACACCAAGGAUCAGCCAGGGCCGCGGCGUCAGCCCUGCAGCUGCCGCUGCCUCCACGGCUUGGGGAGCUGAGCAUUGCGGCGCCGUUGUCCCCUGCGACGCUGCUGGCGCUGCGUCAGCCGCCGUCGCUACAAACUUUGCGUCUCACAGGCUUUACGCUCGACAUGAAUGACGUAGAAGAUCCUGGAGCUGACGGCGGCGGCGCCGAUGAUGAUGGCAGCGCGCCGCUAGUGAUGCGCACCUCCUCAGAUCGCCAGUUGUCUGAAGCUCUCGCGGCGCUUCACGGCCGCUUCGCGUACCGCGAUCUCGGCAUCGAGCUGCACAUUGGUUUCCUGGGGCCGGCAGCAGGGCGGCGGCGCUACCUGGCGGCGCCGGACGGCGCCUACCGACCCGUGGGUCAUUGGACCUGGGCUUCGCGGCUUGUGCCGUUGGCACUACAGGGCUUAGAGCUGGCGGGGUUGGAGCUAUCGGAGGGAGAUGUGUCGGCCCUGGCGCGUCAUCUGUGUACGCUGGAGGUACGGCAGGUUGGCGUGCUGAGGCAGGAAGGCUGGUUCCGGAGCGCGGCAAGGAAAGAAAAAGCGUCCGCGUUUGUGAGGAACUUUAGUUUAGGCAGCACAUGUCACACGUACUUUAUUUCGUGCUUUAUUCAUUCUUCACAAUUUCACCCCCCUUUUAACGCAUCUAUCAAUAUGUAA